AUGUCAAGUGAUAAUAAAAAUAAAAGAAAAGAUGCAGGCCAAUAUAUUGAAACCAGAAAUAGAAAGAAAGCUAGAGAAGCUUUAGAUUUAAUUACCAAUUCUAAACAACGUCAAGCUUCUUUAUUCAAUUUAUUAGGCACUGAAUAUACUGGUCCAAGUGAAGCUCAAUUAGAAAUGAUGUUUAGAUUAUUUGACACUAACCGUGAUGGUAAAAUCAGUGGAGAAGAAUUAAAAGGUGUCAUUAGAGCCAUGGGAAAAAGACCACUAACCAAAAGAAUUGAUAAAAUUUUAGCAGAAUGCGAUACCAACGGUAAAGGUUAUAUUGAAAUGGAUGAAUUUGUUAGAUACAUGCAAAAGAAAGCAGCCGAAAAAGCUAAGCAAUUAGGUUUACUUGAAUCAUCUGAUGAAGAGGAUGAAGCUGAAGAUGCUGAAGGUGGUGAUACUGAUGAAGAAAAAGAAGAUACUCCAAAGAGAAAAGCUGCUGGUGCAAGACCAAAGAAAAGAAAAGCCGCCUCAAGUGCCUCAAGUGCCUCAACAAACACCACUUCAAAUUCCAACUCUCUUGCCAAACAACCUUCUUUCUUUGCACCAAUUAAAAAGGGUAGUAGUAUUGUACAUUUCUAUACUGAAAAUGCUGGUACUCAUAAAACCAAUGUCGAACUCGAUAAAUUCAAUAACCCAACUGGUCUCGAACACGAUCUUGGUCUUGAAGGUGCUUUUACUCAAUUCACAAUUUUAAUUGGCAAAUUCUACAAAUACAUAGAUACAGACAGCAGAAACGCAUUAAAGUCCAAAGGUUUUAAUAUUGUAGAUGCUGGAACCCAAAAAGAAUUUGUUGAAAAAUUACCAACUGCCGAUAUUGCUUUAAUUGUUUCCAAUUAUACCGAUGACACAACCACCACCGAACAAGAAUUUGUUGAUGCUGUUAAAAAAUUCCACGAAUCUGGUAAAGGUUUAUUCGUUUGGUACGAUAAUCAUCCAUACACCUUCCAAGGUAAUUGGGUUUCAAAAGCAUUAUUCGGUAUCGAAGCUACAGGUAAUGAAAUGGGUAAACAAGAAUUAUCUCUUGGUACUGGCGAAGGUAAACAACAAUUUUCAAGCCAUUUAAUUACCACUGGUAUUAAUAAUCUCUACGAAGGUGUCACCAUUUCCUCAUUCGCAAAGAAAUCAGACAAGUUUGAAACUUUAGCCACUUCAUCUGAAGGUAAUACUAUCAUUUUAGUUUCAGACCCAACCAAAAUGGACAAAAAUUGUGGUCGUGUAGUUUUAGAUACUGGUUUCACUAAAUUAUUCUCUGAAUAUUUCACUGCCGGUACCUCUCGUUACAUUAAAAAUGCUUGUGUUUGGUUACUUGCAUUAGAUGGUCGUUUCAAUUUAGGUGUUGAAGUUUCAGGUGCAAUUCCAAAACCAAUCGAAACCCCAGUUUGGCAAUUUGAACACGGUGGAUGGUUAGAUUAUGACAAUGAUGCCUCAAAAGUAGUCGAAGAAGCCUAUCAAGAAUGGUUAUUAAAUCCAAAUAUUGAUGUUAGAUCAGUCAAGAGUGGUCAUUGGGCAUACCAAAUUGAUUUUAAACAUAAUACUCAAACUAAUAUUCAACACUUUAGUCACACUUCACGUAAUAUUAGAAGAAUUAUGAAACAAGUUAUCGAACCACAAAUUUAA
This is a messenger RNA of Dictyostelium purpureum, 1662 nucleotides long. RefSeq lists its product as uncharacterized. NCBI's taxonomy places the organism in Eukaryota, Evosea, Eumycetozoa, Dictyosteliales, Dictyosteliaceae. The transcript has 2 exons. Bases 1 to 1662 code for a protein of 553 amino acids. The record is from RefSeq and is a predicted model, not a curated record. Gene Ontology annotation, molecular function: calcium ion binding.